UCGGCCAUAAUUGUGCCUGAAGGUUUGUCCGCCGGCCAUAGCCACGCCCCUCCCCCCUUCCUCUGCCUGUGAUUGGUUGGCUCCUCUCCUCCCUCCCCUGCUCUCCUUCAUCCAUGCCAGACUCUCCUCAUCCUCUCAAGUGAGCUGAAGGAUCCCGGCCGAGCAUCCGAGCCUGGGAGGCGAACGGCGCCGCCAUCACCUCCUUCACCCCCUUCUGUGCAAAGUUGCGUGUUUUCCCCAGCGCGAAGAUGCGCAGCCGAGCGCCAUCCGCGCAGCUCCAGAAGCUCUCCUCCUAAGACGGCGUCAAAUCCCACUUUUGGGACCUGGGAGCAAGGAACAAAGCAUCCUCUAUGAGAGCUCUUCUUCCUCCCCCUCCUCUUCUUCUUCUUCGCCCUCCGUCUCCUCCUCCUCCUCCUCCUCCUCUGGCCGCCGCCAACCGCCACCGCCGAGCACCACCAGCAUCUUCCCGGCUUGUGACUCGCCUUUCCCGGCUGGCUUGGGGGGUCUGCCGCCGCGGGGGGCAGCCGACGACCGCCGUGCAAGACGCCGCGCGCCGUACUCCGCGUGAAGAAUGCCCAGCAGCCGCGCUUGGCCAAGCCGGCCGACCCGGGCCCGGUGGCGGGCGGGGGGACCACCGGUGGGGGCGGCCUCUACAUGGAGCGCUCGCAGAGCCGCAUCAGCCUGUCGGCGUCCUUCGAGGCGCUCGCCAUCUACUUCCCCUGCAUGAACUCCUUUGACGAGGACGACGGAGUGGACACAGAUGGGCGUAAACUGAAGGGCGCCAUCCAGAGGAGCACGGAAACGGGUCUGGCGGUGGAGAUGCCGAGUCGGCCGCCGCGCCAGGCCAGCCACGAGUCCAUCGAGGACAGCAUGAACAGUUAUGGUUCGGAGGGCAACCUCAACUAUAGCGGCAUGUGCCUGGCCUCUGAUGCCCAGUUCAGCGACUUCCUGGACGGGAUGGGACCGGCCCAGUUUGUCGGCCGGCAGACUUUGGCCAUGACAUCAAUGGGUGACGUGGAGAUCGGCCUGAUGGAGAGAAACGGCGGUCUGGAGGUGGAGGUGGUCCAGGCCAGAGGACUCACCAUGAAAAUGGGCUCCAAGGGGCCUCCCGCGGCCUACAUCAAAGUCUACCUGCUGGAGAACGGCGCCUGCGUGGCCAAGAAGAAAACCAAGUCCGCCAGGAAGUCUCUGGACCCUCUUUACAACCAAGUGCUGGUCUUCUCUGAGAGCCCUCAGGGGAAGGUGGUCCAGCUCAUCGUUUGGGGCAAUUACGGGCGCAUGGAGCGCAAGUGCUUCAUGGGGGUGGCCCGCAUCCUAUUGGAGGAGCUGGACCUGAGCAGCAUGGUGAUUGGCUGGUAUAAGCUGUUCCCUACCUCGUCUAUGGUGGAGCCCACCAGCGCGCCCCUCCUGCGCCACUCGUCGCAGAUGUCACUGGAGAGCGCCGUGGGGCCCUGCUGCGAGCGCCCCUGAGACCUCCGCGGACACACCUGGGACAGGCACCGUCAGAUCCGCCAGACUUUGGACUCUCCACAGGUUCUCGUCCUCUCUUUUGGGACCACUCGGAUGAGGAUGCUGCCUCCUGUUUGGACCAAUGCGACGCUGCAGGUUCAGCAUCCAUCAAACACUCUCUCACAUUGUCUCCU
Hippocampus comes (tiger tail seahorse) is the source of this 1643-nucleotide messenger RNA. RefSeq names its product regulating synaptic membrane exocytosis 4 (gene rims4). Gene Ontology annotation, cellular component: presynaptic membrane; cytoskeleton of presynaptic active zone. The record is from RefSeq and is a predicted model, not a curated record. Gene Ontology annotation, molecular function: transmembrane transporter binding; small GTPase binding. Bases 655 to 1470 code for a protein of 271 amino acids. NCBI's taxonomy places the organism in Eukaryota, Metazoa, Chordata, Actinopteri, Syngnathiformes, Syngnathidae. The transcript has 6 exons. Gene Ontology annotation, biological process: positive regulation of synaptic transmission; calcium ion-regulated exocytosis of neurotransmitter; regulation of synaptic plasticity.